This is a messenger RNA of Hemiscyllium ocellatum (epaulette shark), 6587 nucleotides long. RefSeq names its product volume-regulated anion channel subunit LRRC8A. NCBI's taxonomy places the organism in Eukaryota, Metazoa, Chordata, Chondrichthyes, Orectolobiformes, Hemiscylliidae. The record is from RefSeq and is a predicted model, not a curated record. Gene Ontology annotation, molecular function: protein binding. The transcript is spliced from 4 exons. The coding region runs from base 544 to 2961 and encodes 805 amino acids.
CUCAUGUUCACUUCCUCCCCAACACCCACCCACCCUGCAAACAACCACGACCGCGGACAAAAUGAAGACGGUUCGGGUAUUCGGUCGGGGUGGAGUUUGAUUUUUUGUUUUCCCCUGAGGAAACUGACUGAGCCAAAAUCGAACGAACUGAUCGACCGGACCGUUCAAGUUUUGGCGCAAACUCUCCAACUGGCGGAUUUGCAGCCAGCAGGGAUCGCGCCCUUUCCGGCUCGCGUGUGACGUCACUUCCUCCGGGGUGGGGGAAUGUUUGUUCCUGAGGGGAGAAUACCCCCCCCAUUGCCCCCUCCCCCCCACCACCAAAAAAACACUAAACAAACAAAUUAACUCCGAACACGGACUGGCCCGUGUGAAUAAAGCCCGCGGAGGCAGAGUGCGGCCCGCUGCUCGGGAGUGUUGGCAACUGCUCCUAUGGCGCUAAGAGAGUACAAGGUACCCAGAGUUGGUGGGGAUCGAGCACAGAGGGCUGUCUGCCUGGUACACAGAGCAUCAGAGGACAGAUAACAACCAGCAACACGGUGCGUGAUGAUUCCAGUAACAGAACUGCGUUAUUUCGCUGACACUCAGCCUGCAUACCGCAUCUUGAAGCCAUGGUGGGACGUGUUUACAGACUACAUCUCCAUUGUAAUGCUAAUGAUAGCAGUAUUUGGUGGCACACUGCAGGUCACCCAAGACAAAAUGAUUUGCUUACCUUGCAAGUGGGUUGCAAACGAUACAUGUCUUGAACCCUUUGAUUACCCAAAUGCAACACUCCCAUCAUCGUCAUUCAUUCCCCCGUUUUCCAGUGAACCCACGGGCAUCCAAUAUGACUUGGACCGCCACCAGUACAACUACGUAGAUGCAGUAUGCUAUGAGAAUAAACUUCAUUGGUUUGCAAAAUAUUUUCCCUACCUUGUACUUCUACACACACUGGUGUUCUUGGUAUGUAGCAAUUUCUGGUUCAAAUAUCCUCGGACCAGCUCAAAGCUGGAACACUUUGUAUCCAUCCUUCUAAAAUGCUUUGACUCACCGUGGACAACCCGGGCACUAUCUGAAACCGUGGCAGAGGAAAGUGACCCAAAGCAAUCUUUUGCUAAAAUGAAUGGUUCAAUGGCAAAGAAAUCCUCUACGGUUAGUGAGGAUGUGGAGGCCAGUGUACCCAUGCUACAGAGAACAAAAUCCCGCAUUGAACAGGGAAUAGUUGAUCACUCAGAAACGGGUGUGUUGGAUAAGAAGGAGGGAGAGCAAGCUAAAGCUCUGUUUGAAAAAGUAAAGAAAUUCCGCACCCAUGUUGAGGAAGGGGAUAUAGUUUAUCAGCUCUACAUGAGACAAACUAUUAUCAAAGUAAUUAAAUUUGCUCUUAUUAUUAGUUACUCACUUUAUUAUGUUGAUGAUAUAAAAUUUGAUGUGUCCUGUAUAGUAAACAUUCAGAACCUCACAGGAUAUAAUGUGUAUCAAUGUGCUCAUCCAUUAGCUACACUGUUCAAAAUUCUUGCAUCCUUUUACAUUAGUUUAGUGAUUGUCUAUGGACUUAUUUGCAUGUACACACUCUGGUGGAUGGUACGCCUUUCAUUGAAAAAGUAUUCAUUUGAGUCAAUUCGAGAGGAGAGUAGCUACAGUGAUAUUCCUGAUGUCAAGAAUGAUUUUGCUUUUAUGUUGCAUCUUAUUGAUCAAUAUGAUCCAUUAUACUCCAAACGUUUUGCUGUCUUUCUGUCUGAAGUCAGUGAGAACAAAUUACGACAACUCAAUCUGAAUAAUGAAUGGACCCUAGAGAAACUCCGGCAGAGGAUCAUGAAAAACUCUCAGGACAAAUUGGAACUCCACCUCUUCAUGCUGAGUGGAAUCCCAGACACCAUCUUUGACCUGACUGAACUGGAAGUGCUCAAAUUGGAGAUGAUCUUGGAUGUCACCAUUCCUCCAAUCAUUGCCCAACUUAGUAACCUCAAAGAACUUUGGUUGUACCACACGCCAGCAAAGAUUGAGGCACCAGCUCUUGCUUUCUUACGAGAGCACCUGAAAUCACUACAUAUCAAGUUUACGGACAUCAAAGAGAUUCCUCUAUGGAUCUACAGCCUGAAGAAUCUCGAAGAGCUUCACCUAACUGGGAACCUGAGUGCGGAGAACAAUCGCUACAUCGUAAUUGAUGGCUUACGAGAACUCAAAUGCCUCAAGGUUUUGAGGUUGAAGAGCAACCUAACAAAAUUGCCACAGGUUGUCACAGAUGUUGGAGUCCAUCUGCAGAAGUUGUCUAUCAACAAUGAGGGCACUAAGCUUAUGGUCCUCAAUAGCCUAAAGAAGAUGGUUAAUCUGACAGAAUUGGAGUUAAUCCGUUGCGAUCUGGAACGAAUCCCCCACUCCAUCUUCAGUCUCCAUAACUUACAGGAGAUCGAUCUCAAAGAUAACAACUUGAAGACAAUCGAGGAAAUUAUCAGCUUCCAGCACCUACGGCGCCUAGUCUGCCUUAAGCUGUGGUAUAACCACAUUGCCUAUAUUCCUAUUCAGGUUGGCACUUUGACCAACAUGGAGAGGCUCUACCUGAACCGGAAUAAAAUUGAAAAGAUUCCUGCUCAACUCUUCUAUUGUCGUAAGUUGCGGUACUUGGAUUUGAGUCAUAAUAACCUGACAUAUAUACCACAGGACAUCGGGUUCCUUCAGAAUCUGCAGUAUUUUGCGGUCACUGCAAAUCGGAUUGAAACCCUGCCACCUGAACUCUUUCAAUGUCGUAAACUCCGAACUCUAAACCUAGGGAAUAACUGCCUGAUAUCACUGCCUUCACGGGUCGGUGAGCUGACGAGCUUAACACAGCUGGAGCUUCGGGGAAACAGACUGGAAUGUCUCCCUGUGGAGCUAGGAGAAUGUCGAUUGCUGAAACGAAGUGGCCUUGUGGUGGAGGAUGAUCUCUUCAAUACACUCCCAUCUGAGGUUAAGGAGCAACUGUGGCGAGCAGACAAGGAACAAGCCUGAAUAUUGUAAGGGGGAAAUAUCCAUUCUUGCCAAGUUAUCAGCCAAUUUUGAGGCCUGCUGUACUGUAAUGAUUGAGCAGAUCUCCUAUUGGGUACAUCAAGGAAAUAUGUCUUGCUUUCUGUUCCGGGAACUGGUGCUGUCCAAGUGGAGCAGAACAAUAGACAAAAUGGAAUGCCUGCCAGUAACUAAAAGAAUCAUUUAAAGAAGUAGCUGGUUUAAAUAUCUUAACACAAUUAGUAUCUCUGCUUUAAUGAAUCACAAAAAGCUAAUAUGUUCAUAGCCAUGGCCUGUCAACAGACUAAAAUUGCCAAUGCCUUGUUAUUUAUUAAUUAAGCUGGUACUGUAUGAGGGACCGGUACUGUAUCUGCCCCAAAGAGGCAGUACAAACUUUGCAUGAAUAUUUUGAGAAAAAGAAGUCCCUUUUGAUCAUCGUAGGCCAAAUAAAAUGCUAGUUUCUCAUCAAGCUGAUUUUCUUUUUAAGUUUAGCAUGGUGAUUGAACUGAACUCUCAAUUCCACAUCCUUUCCAUCAAUCCCUUCCAAACAGAACAGAACACUACUCAAUUAUCUUGAGUUUUGCUGGCAAAAGAUUUGAGGAGAGGAUGGGGUGCUUUCAUGACAGGUCUUCUGCGGAUGUAUGCAAUAUUCUAAGAGGAGUGAGUACUGAACUUUAGGGACUGUUUGGUCAGGUUUUUUAUAAAAAGUGUUAAAUAGCUAAAGCUUAGUGUUUUUAAAGAAAAGUUCAAUUUAAUUAAGUUGUUGAGGCACUUCCUUCAUUUAAACAAAACUGAGGAAAUAGAGCCUAUUUUCCAUGACACAUGUAACUCUGCUUCAAAAAUACUUCGAAUUACAAUACUGAAGAUAAGGUAUAAACAUGAGAAAUGUUCCUUCACUCAUAUUUGAGAAAAGAGACAAGUUAGUUUUUAAUUUUAUUGUAAAUCAAAAGCCAUUUAACUUUGGGUAAUGUGGCACAGGUUCAGAACCUCGUUUGUGCUUAACAGCUGAUUCCAACAGCCUAAGUAAGGAAAUGGAUUGGGGAUGGGAAGUGGAAGAGUGGUGCAGGAUGCACUAUUGAAGGGACAGGAAUGAUGAAGUGGAGCUGAGGGUUCCCACUCCUGUUUACUCAUCAUUGACCCCUGCUGGAAAUGCAUUUGUGUGGACCACAGUAAUGAAUGGAAUUGGGCUUAGUUGGGAUGCCUUUGUAGACAUCUAGCCUGCUAUGAUUGUCAGGGUUCAUUAGAGGAACAAUGGGUAUUUGGAGAUGAUAUUCAGAAACCAUUGUACCCUAGCACUUGAACAGUGGAAUUUGAAAUGGAAAUAUUCACUUAAGGAGCUUCUAAAUAUUUUUCUGUGUAAAAUAUUUCCCUCAUCCAUAGUAUACUGUAUCUUUUAUGUUCUGUAUACUCUCCUGUGGUUAACUUUUAUAAUAUAUUGAACCUGCAUGCUGCACGGUGGCUGUUUGCCAAUGAGAAUUGCCCUUACUAUCUGAUUUCUUACCAUUCCACUGUUUAAUCCUAUUAUGUUUUCCUUCUAUGCCACUGCUCUUCUAAACUAAGUUCUGUGUUUUGCUGGUAUCCUGGUUUUGCUGCAGAUUUUUGUUUAGAUCAACAUCUGUGUUUUGUUGGCUUACCUGCUCAUUAUCUCUUUGCACCAUUGCACCUCUCUACACUUUGCCUCAUUCAACUGGAAACUGAACAAUGGAAUGACAUUUUAAAAAGAAACAAAUAGGCAAUAUGAAAAAGAUAAAUUAAAGAUGAAAGUCAGAGUGAGAAGAGGGCAGAAGAAGUAUUGAGAAGCAAGUAGGAUAUCAAAGGCAUAUAGGGAAAAGGAAUAAUUUUUCUUCAAAAACUCAUAAUCAGUCAGUCAGUUUUUUUUAAAGAGAGGUAGUUAGCAAUUUGGAGGGAUCCAUAUAAACAUCCCUGAAAUACUAUGCAGCCAUUUGUGAUUUUCCUGUAUUUUUUGUUCCCUUUGCAAACAUUCACACAAUUUUUUUUCUUCCAAUUCAUUGUGAUUAUGUGAGUACUAUCCUGGCUGGUACAUUGAUAAUACAUGGAUUAUAAGAAUACUUUUGGAAGAAAUGGCAUUUGGAGCAGUGGGUGGCCUUGGAUUAGCAGGCCUGUCACCUAAGGUACCUGGGUUCAAAUCCAACCAGAAAUAAUGGGACCAAAGUAUCUUCUGUUUGCUUGCCCUUUGGAUGGUUUCCAGUAGACAUGGGCUGACUGCACAUACAUUCAAUGGCAUACUGAUUGGCAAUGCCACAUUGAUAGGCAUGGGUUGGAAAAAUGUCCACACUGUUCAAGUCAUAGUGUUCUACCAAGGCUGGAGCAAAGUAGAGGGAACUUUAUGAUUUUUAAUGAAAUGCCUGACUUGCAGCAGCUUGAUACUGAUGCGAAGAUAAUCCAACCAGGGUUAAGGAAAGACAGAUCUUCAUUGUUGCUUCUGUUUUAAUGUUUUCUUAAGAAACUGUAGAUGCAAAGUUUCUAUUUUUGUUAAUGCCCAAAUUACUGAAAAUGUUGCAAUUGUCCCAUUUACUCACUCGAAAGAAAUAUUGCCGUGUGCUUUGAGAUUGACCUGCCUUGUAGCCAAGUUGGAUGCUGUAUAUGAGUUAAUUAUUUCUUAAUUGUCAUUAAUGCUAAGACUUCAGUUCUGUAUCCUCAGGGGUGAUAAAGCCUCAAACUAGUAGCAACACUUUUCUCAGGUUUGUUAUUUUGAUUGUUUGGAUUAUUACAUGUGUAAGUGACUGUGUAACUAUACUAGUUUACUUGCACAUUUAUUCAAAGCAGUAGAAAGUAUUACCUAAUGACAUGAAAUAGGCUUUAUUCACAAUUUUCAUGUUGAAAGUCUACUUUUAUUUCUCUUUACAUGUAACCAGAAAUGUUGUUAAUUUCAUGUCUUAACAGCCCUAUUUUAAAGCUGCAGUGUUUUUCGAUGGUCAGCAUCUCAAUUGAAAUGUCAUAAGAUAUCUCAAUAAUAAGCCCAUCCAUUUAGAAUUUACCUCUCGUCAGAAUGGUAAAAUCUGGCAUUUUUACCUACAGAAGUUGAAUCGCUAGGAAUAAAUUGUAAACUUAUUCAUAUUCUGUUGUAUUGUAAUUAUUUGUGUGUUUUAUUUGGAUAAUUAUUCAACUACAAUUGGAAACGGAUGUAAUUCGCCUCUUGCAUGUACUUCAGUAUUAAUUUUCUUAUCCACCCUUUUCGUUUCUUUCACAGCUCUCUCUCUCUUCCCAGCCCACCUCUUUCAUCCCUCUCUCUCUUCCCCACCUACCUAUUACUUCCCUCUCACUCUUUACCCCCAUUUCUUUGCAUAUUUGCAAAACCAAAUAGGAAACAACAUGUAUUUAUUGUCUCAUUUAAAAAAAAACAUUAUUAAUGAAAGGAUUACUAAUUAAUGCCAAAAUGACUUUCUGACCUUUUUGGAUCCAAGACGGAAAUAUUAAAAAAAUUUAGAUUGUAUUUAUACUUUUUAAAAUGAAAGAAUGGGUCUACUGUGUGUUCCUAAAUUUAACAAGAAUGAAAGAUGAACUCCUAUAUUCCGCACUAAUCUUACAAAUAAAUUUGUUAGUCAUCUGUCCAUUACCAUUGAAAAGAAUUAAUAAGCAUCAAGAAUGUACAAAAUAUGCAAUUCCAGAUU